AUGGUCAAGGAGUUCAUAGUACUUCUACCGCUUGUGGAUUUACAGCUUUGGCCGGGAUGCGUCGUAUGUGUCGAAUCACUCAGCGAUUUUCAGAUUAUCUUCAAGAAAGCGACGCCGGAAAACAUCCGUGGGUGA
This is a messenger RNA of Sclerotinia sclerotiorum 1980 UF-70, 135 nucleotides long. RefSeq lists its product with no specific name. Bases 1 to 135 code for a protein of 44 amino acids. The record is from RefSeq and is a predicted model, not a curated record. NCBI's taxonomy places the organism in Eukaryota, Fungi, Ascomycota, Leotiomycetes, Helotiales, Sclerotiniaceae. The transcript has a single exon.